AAAGGCUUAAACCCUUGAAAUAAAAACAGGGUGGAGUGAGAGAGGGGAAUGGCCCGACUCUCAAAUUUUCGGCUCCUUUUUUCUUCAUUCUCCCUCUCCAAACCCUCCACCCUCCACUUCCGAUCCAUCUUCUCGACGGUUAUCGCUUCCUCUUCUUCUCCGAGACGACACCGUAACGCCCCUCUCCAUCUUACCCGCAGAAACAACAGCAACACCCGCGGUGGCAGAGGAAGAACCACUCACCCAAUGGAACUCGACAAGAACGCUUCUUCUGCUGGCUUCAACAAGCGCAGAGCAGAGGGAAGAGACAACAACGACGCUCCAAAGAAGGACCUCCAAUUAAAGCAUCGCAAGGUCAAUCCAGUUAACACCAUAGCUUAUCUUCAGAUACUCGGAACUGGCAUGGAUACUCAGGAUACUUCUCCUUCCGUCUUCCUCUUCUUCGAUAAACAACGUUUUAUAUUCAAUGCUGGAGAGGGACUACAACGAUUUUGCACUGAGCAUAAAAUUAAGUUAUCCAAGAUUGAUCACAUAUUUCUAACUCGUGUUUGUUCAGAAACCGCCGGUGGCCUUCCAGGUUUGCUGCUUACGCUGGCUGGAAUGGGAGAAGAGGGGAUGUGUGUCAAGAUAUGGGGCCCUUCAGAUCUUAAGUUUUUAGUAGAUGCCAUGAGAUCAUUUAUUCCCAAUGCCGCCAUGGUUCACACAAAGAGCUUUGGCGGCACCGAUGAUACCACUGUGCUUACUGGAUGUAAGCUAUUGGACAAUCCCAUUGUUCUCAUUGAAAACGAGGUGGUCAAAAUAUCUGCUAUCAUCCUGCGACCACAUCACCCGAUGACACCUUCAGAGACCCUUAACUCACCCAACGGGAAAAACCAGGCUGCUGCGAAGCCUGGUGAUAUGUCUGUAGUAUAUAUUUGCGAACUGCCUGAGAUCAAGGGAAAAUUUGAUCAAGAUAAAGCGAAGGCCCUAGGUUUGAAACCUGGGCCAAAGUAUCGUGAACUGCAAUUUGGAAAUUCAGUGCAAUCAGAUCGCCUGAAUAUUACGGUUCAUCCAAGUGAUGUCUUGGGUCCUUCUGUUCCUGGACCCAUUGUACUCCUUGUUGAUUGUCCAACAAAAUCUCAUUUGGAAUCGUUAUUGAAUGCACAAUCACUCACUAGUUACUAUGAUCAAGGAAAAGUAAGUGCUAGUUUUUCUGGAAAUUCCUCCUUUUUUGUUUCUUCUACAACACAUUAUUUAUUACUCUUGUUUGCUUCUAUUGUUCUCAGGAAGAAUGUAGAGAUUCCUAUCUUGAAAGCUAGUGCAAGAAUUGCAUCUCGACUUAAUUAUGUUUGUCCUCAGUUCUUUCCAGCCCCAGGAUUUUCAUCACUUUCAAGUGCUCUUGCUUCAAGUGAGGGUUCCUUUUCUGAAUCUUCUAAAGUCAUUUCUGCUGAAAAUCUUCUCAAGUUUACAUUGCGUCCUUAUGCUCGUCUUGGGUUGGAUAGAUCCGGUACUCCAACCACGGUGACUUCCACACAAAUAAUUGAUGAGUUACUCUCAGAGAUUCCAGAGGUCGUGGAAGCAGCUCAUCAUGUAAGUCAGCUCUGGCAACAAGCUAAUCAGACAAAGGAGGAUUUAGUUCCCGCAGCAGAUCGAAAUAUGAUGAUUGAGGAACCUUGGUUGUGUGAUUCUACUGUUCCUUCGUGUUUGGAAAAUAUAAGGAGAGAUGACUUGGAGAUAGUUCUUCUUGGAACUGGUUCAUCCCAACCAUCCAAGUACAGAAACGUGAGUUCAAUAUAUAUAAAUCUUUUCUCAAAAGGAGGUUUGCUCUUGGAUUGUGGUGAAGGAACCUUGGGACAACUCAAAAGAAGAUAUGGUGUAAGUGGUGCUGAUGAUGUUGUGAGAGCUUUAAGAUGCAUUUGGAUUUCACAUAUCCAUGCUGAUCACCACACUGGCUUGGCUAGGAUCCUUGCUCUGCGCCGUGAAUUGCUGAAGGGGGUGCCUCAUGAACCAGUUCUUGUCGUAGGGCCAAGGCAGCUUAAGAGAUAUUUAGAUGCUUACCAAAGACUCGAAGAUUUGGAUAUGCUGUUUCUAGAUUGCAGGCACACCACAGCAGCUUCAUUGGAUGCUUUUGAGGAUGGCUGUGACCUGAACAAUAAUAAUAGAGAAGUAUCCGCAUCAAAAGUUGAUUCAACUUUGUUUGCUAGAGAAUCUCGUAUGCAAAGUUUAUGGAAAAGACCAGGCAGUCCUGUUGACAAAGAUGCCGUUUCUCCUAUCCUAGAGAGAUUUAGGGGGGUAAUCCAGGAAGCUGGUCUGAAGUCCUUGAUUAGUUUCCCUGUUGUGCAUUGCCCACAGGCAUUUGGUGUUGUUCUAAAAGCAGCAGAGAGGACUAGUACUGCUGGAAAAGUGAUACCUGGCUGGAAGGUUGUAUAUUCUGGCGACACAAGGCCCUGUCCAGAGUUGGUAGAAGCAUCUCGAGGCGCAACAGUUCUUAUACACGAGGCAACUUUUGAGGAAGCUAUGGUAGAGGAGGCUAUAGCAAAAAACCACAGCACCACAAAUGAAGCCAUAGAAAUGGGAAACUCCGCUGAUGCAUACCGAAUCAUUUUAACUCAUUUCAGCCAAAGAUAUCCUAAAAUACCUGUGUUGGAUGAAGCAAACAUGCACAAAACGUGUGUUGCAUUUGACAUGAUGAGUGUGAAUGUGGCAGAUUUGCCCGUUCUUCCAAAGGUUCUUCCAUAUUUGAAAUUGCUUUUCAGAAACGAAAUGAUAGUUGAUGAGUCAGACGAUGUAGUAGACGCUGUGACCGCCGCAUAUUAACAAAAUGACUCCUAUUCUAUUCAAUUUUUUUCGCUUUGCAUGUAUAUUAGAUUUUUAUAGACACAGAUUAUAGAAUCAUGCUAUGCAAAAGCAAUAUAUAUAGUCAUUCAUUUCUCCUUGAAACAUCAAGUUUCCUUCAUAAGCCAAAAUUGACCUGUUUCCCUAGAUUUUCGUUUUUUAUGCA
Messenger RNA from Arachis duranensis, 2980 nucleotides. Its product is annotated as tRNAse Z TRZ4, mitochondrial. The record is from RefSeq and is a predicted model, not a curated record. Gene Ontology annotation, biological process: mitochondrial tRNA 3'-end processing. Gene Ontology annotation, cellular component: mitochondrion. Gene Ontology annotation, molecular function: 3'-tRNA processing endoribonuclease activity. NCBI's taxonomy places the organism in Eukaryota, Viridiplantae, Streptophyta, Magnoliopsida, Fabales, Fabaceae.